CGAGUGUGCCUCUCGCGAUAUCUGAGUGUGCGCGCGGCCGAGCGGUCUUUUCCGGAGCUCAGCCGGCAAGAUGGCGGAAGUCGAGCAGAAGAAGAAGCGGACCUUUAGGAAGUUCACUUACCGGGGCGUGGAUCUGGACCAGCUUCUGGAUAUGUCCUACGAGCAACUGAUGCAGCUGUACAGCGCCCGGCAGAGGCGACGGCUAAACAGAGGCCUGCGCCGCAAGCAGCACUCGCUCUUAAAACGCCUGCGCAAGGCAAAGAAGGAAGCGCCUCCCAUGGAGAAACCCGAGGUGGUGAAGACCCACUUGCGGGACAUGAUCAUCUUGCCCGAGAUGGUGGGAAGCAUGGUCGGCGUGUACAACGGCAAGACCUUCAACCAGGUGGAAAUCAAGCCUGAGAUGAUCGGUCACUACCUGGGCGAGUUUUCCAUCACCUACAAGCCUGUCAAGCAUGGCCGGCCCGGGAUUGGAGCCACCCAUUCUUCCCGCUUCAUCCCUCUGAAAUAAAUGUCAACUGGAAAAGCCCUUCUGUAAAUAAAGAGGCUCUUCCUAUUC
Tachyglossus aculeatus (Australian echidna) is the source of this 556-nucleotide messenger RNA. RefSeq names its product ribosomal protein S15 (gene RPS15). Gene Ontology annotation, biological process: ribosomal small subunit assembly; translation. The transcript is spliced from 4 exons. NCBI's taxonomy places the organism in Eukaryota, Metazoa, Chordata, Mammalia, Monotremata, Tachyglossidae. Gene Ontology annotation, molecular function: structural constituent of ribosome; RNA binding. Gene Ontology annotation, cellular component: ribosome; cytosolic small ribosomal subunit. The record is from RefSeq and is a predicted model, not a curated record. The coding region runs from base 71 to 508 and encodes 145 amino acids.